AGACUUUUCCUAGAUUGGUAUUUUGAUUUGGUUCAGGAUUCUUUUUUUCAUCUCUUGCACAGCCAGCCAACCACACACACAAUCAGACAGACAGCAAAGCUAACGAGGAGCUAGACGCAAUCAAUUUAUUUCACUCAGCUAGCGUAGCUAUCUUGGGAGAUCAUAAGGUCUAAUAAUAACAAAGUGCAUUUUAACAUCAAUGUCUGACGUUUUUGUGUUUUUCUUCGUAUGACUACCGAACAGUUAACUCAGCUUGCUAGCAAGCUGCAAGUGUGGUAGUUUGAGAAGUAGCUAGCGCCGUUAGUACUAGCGGUUUACACAGGUGCUAGCUAGCUAACCAGCUGCCAGAAUGAAUGUCGCAAAAAGUGGUUAUCGGGUCUUCUCUGCUAAUUCUACUGCAGCAUGUACAGAACUAGCCAAGAAGAUAACUGAACGACUGGGAGUUGAAUUGGGCAAGUCGGUGGUCUAUCAAGAGUCCAAUAGAGAGACCAGAGUAGAUGUGAAGGAAUCCGUUCGCGGCCAAACUAUCUUCAUCAUCCAGACCAUACCCAGAGAUGUGAACACGGCCAUCAUGGAGCUGCUGGUCAUGGCCUACGCCCUCAAGACCUCCUGUGCCAAGAACAUCAUUGGGGUCAUCCCCUACUUCCCCUACAGCAAGCAGUGUAAGAUGAGGAAGAGGGGUUCCAUAGUGUGCAAGCUGCUGGCUUCCAUGCUAGCCAAAGCAGGUUUAACUCACAUCAUCACAAUGGAUUUACAUCAGAAGGAGAUCCAGGGCUUCUUCAGUUUUCCAGUGGACAACCUGCGUGCCUCCCCCUUCCUGCUUCAGUACAUCCAGGAGGAGGUCCCAGAUUAUAGAAACGCCAUUAUUGUUGCAAAGUCACCGUCUGCUGCUAAGAGAGCUCAGUCCUAUGCAGAGCGACUGCGUUUGGGCCUGGCAGUGAUGCAUGGGGAGGCUCAGUGUUCAGAGUCUGACAUGGCGGACGGACGACACUCUCCCCCCUGUGUCCGUAACACCUCAGGACACCCUGGGCUGGAGCUGCCUUCUGGCAGCAAACAACAAGCUCCGUUCCCAGGCAUAGAGCUCCCAAUAAUGAUGGCCAAGGAGAAGCCCCCGAUCACUGUUGUAGGAGAUGUGGGAGGAAGAAUCGCCAUCAUUGUUGAUGACAUCAUAGACGACGUGGAGGACUUUGUGGCGGCAGCUGAGAUUCUGAAGGAGAGAGGAGCUUACAAGAUCUACAUCAUGGCUACACAUGGGCUGCUGUCUGCUGAUGCCCCCCGCCUUAUUGAGGAGUCUGCCAUCGACGAGGUGGUGGUGACUAACACCGUCCCUCACGAGGUACAGAAGCUCCAGUGUCCCAAGAUCAAGACAGUGGACGUCAGUAUGAUCCUGGCCGAGGCCAUCCGCCGCAUCCACAACGGGGAGUCCAUGGCCUACCUGUUCCGCAACAUCACGGUGGAUGACUAGGGCCAGAGACAGAGAUUUGAGUCUGUGCUGGAGGUGAGGUGUUAGGAGAAAGGCUGGUGGUACACACGGUAUGCUUCCCUCCUUUCUCCACAAUGCUAGAAGUGCAUACUGUUCCUGUUGUCUGCACCUUCACACAGCCUAGUUCAGAUGACUAGGACGAGGGAGAGUACCGUCAUCAUAUCCCCUCUUACAAACCAAUCAAAUGCAUUUUCAUCAGCUUUUAGUGCCCAAAACAUAACAUGGAGUUGCUCAAUAAAAGUGCUAAAAGAAACAAAAAGUUCAGCAAUACUAAAAGGUUGAUUUAACGUGCAUAUUUGUUGUCAGGUCAUUUGUGUUUUAUUCCCUUACUGUGCCAUGGUCUGGUAAACCAGCAGUGCAUGAAUUACAGUACCUCACCUCCAUGGUAGUUUUGAUACCUUUUUUAAUCCCUCCAUACUUGAAGAUAUGAAGGAAUGUGUUAUUUUAUUGGUUCACUGUUCACUGUUUUGCCCACCCGAAUGAAAAGUGUAGGGAAAGUACUGUAUAUUAGGAUAAAAACCAGCUUUCCUUGUGUCUAGCCCAGGGGUGGGUGGAAAUGAAUAUUUUGGGUAAAAUAAACACUCCAGGCCACUCUUAAACAUCUAAAACUAGAUAGAAAGUAUGUAGAAAUUAUAAUGGACCUAUAUAUUUUCAAAUAACUUACAUUUUUCUGGACCGCAAAUUGCUUUCGGAAAAAUCUGUGCGGCCCUCUGAAAAUUGUUUCAAUCCCGAUGUGGCCCUCGAACCAAAAUGAUUGCCCACCCCUGGUCUAGCCACUGUCAACAUAUCUUAUGAUGGCUUUUUCUUCAGUUCUCCAUUAUGAAGGAGGGUGACCUAAUUUCACUCUGUUUAAGUAUCUUUCCAAUAACAUCAGUUAUUGCUUAAAUCAUUUCCCCCCACACUCCUGGCCCUCCAGGCCUACCGAGCACUGUGACUGAUUUGCAUUUAGAUGCAGGUGUGUUAAUGCAAAACCUACUGAGAACAAAGCUAAAGGAACCCUAGUACAGCAGCUCCCAACCAGUUUUGUGUUCUGUGUGACUCACCUAAGCCUCGUGAAUUCAGGCUGACUCACCAAAUACAUCUAAUAACACAACAUGUAUUGUCUACCACCACCCGUUAGGCAACACAUUAGGAACUUUUGACCCACCAUCUUUGAAUCCCAAACACUGUCCUAGUCAUUGUUACUGUAUUGGUCCAGUCAGUCAACUGUUCUCUGUGUAACUGUAACGAAUGUCAUGAUGAUUGCCACAGAUCGUUGGGCAAACGGUAUAACACCAGAUGGAUAUCUGAAUGGAUAUAACCUUUGACAUCAAAGUGAGAUAUGACAACCUGCCUCUGAAGUAGACUUUCCUGUAUAGUCUUGUUGCUUCUCGUUGGCAUUCAGAAAGAAUGACAAUAUAUGCAUAAUGUGUCCAUGCUGAGGUCAUGGUUUUGAAUAUAGAAAUUGCAAACGUGACACUUUCCCAUAUGAUGUAUGGAACUGUGGUGUCAACUUGCUGAUCAGGAGGACUGCGAUCUGUACAUCUAGGACUGUAGGAUCAAGUAGUCACGAUAUAUGCCAUUUAUUUAUUUUUAUUUAUUUAUUUCACCUUUAUUUAACCAGGUGACCCCUAUGAAAAGAUGUGGACUAAUAGUCAAACUGAUCUUCAAGGGAAGUUGUGUCUGAACACUCUGUUGGCUUUAUGCUCAGGGAGAUAUGCUUCUGAGGCAAAUGCAUAAUGUAUGUGAAGAAAAACCGCUCUUAAUGCUUGUGCCUAUGUCUCAGGUACAGCAAAGUCUGUCAAUGGAAAUGUGUUGCAUUCCUUUCUCUCUACCAUCCGUUGUUACUUUCGUUGUUGACAUUCAGUCCCUUGUUAUCCUGUAGGAUGUGCUAAUUGUGUAAACCGCUAACUAGACCAGUGUCUGGUAUAGACAUGAGGAAAGGUAGUCCGUCUCGGAGAGGAAUGGCUGUUGCUAUGUCAACUCAUAUCCAUGUCUUCCGAUAGCACAUUGAUUUGUUACUUCACUACCCCCCUGUGUCUGAUCUUGAUGUGGCCUAGCCUAUUUGUGAGUUUAUGAUUUUAUCUUAAUCGAAAACCUCUGUCAUUGGUGUCUGCAUCCAAUUUUUUGUAAGUUAAAAUAAACCUUUGGCUCCA
Molecule: messenger RNA, 3618 nt
Organism: Coregonus clupeaformis (lake whitefish)
Lineage: Eukaryota; Metazoa; Chordata; Actinopteri; Salmoniformes; Salmonidae
Product: phosphoribosyl pyrophosphate synthase-associated protein 1
Exons: 11
Coding region: 350-1465 (371 amino acids)
Biological process (GO): purine nucleotide biosynthetic process; 5-phosphoribose 1-diphosphate biosynthetic process
Cellular component (GO): cytoplasm; ribose phosphate diphosphokinase complex
Molecular function (GO): ribose phosphate diphosphokinase activity; magnesium ion binding
Source: RefSeq, a predicted model, not a curated record